Aspergillus ruber CBS 135680 is the source of this 379-nucleotide messenger RNA. RefSeq lists its product as uncharacterized. Lineage: Eukaryota; Fungi; Ascomycota; Eurotiomycetes; Eurotiales; Aspergillaceae. The record is from RefSeq and is a predicted model, not a curated record. Bases 56 to 274 code for a protein of 72 amino acids. The transcript has a single exon.
UGGGUAGCAUUCGUGCGCGUGUGAGCUCGUAUAUGAGCAUCCGAUGUCUUGACCAAUGAUACAAAAUACUUUUUACAUCUAUAUCCUAGUUUCAUGUGUAAUUUUAGCUCUUCGGGAUCUGAGGGCCGAGCUCUUUCGCGAUAACCUAAUGGGUGGACUGCUCGCCAACUAUCCACAUCCCUCCCAGUGCAGAAAGGCCCCAUCUCUGCAUCCACUCCAUCUCCAUGACCCCUGCCGUAGUCACCGUCUCCAGUACCAGCAACUGCAAUUUUAACAGCCACAUAUCUCUUCGCCAGAGUCGAAUACCCCCCGAAAUCGAGCUUGAGUAUGAUGUCGUGGCGGUUGUGGGUAUGGUCUCCUAUUGAUGUGGGGUAGUAGC